Aptenodytes forsteri (emperor penguin) is the source of this 1830-nucleotide messenger RNA. It is a transcript of the gene RNGTT, whose product is annotated as RNA guanylyltransferase and 5'-phosphatase. Gene Ontology annotation, molecular function: ATP binding; mRNA 5'-triphosphate monophosphatase activity; mRNA guanylyltransferase activity. The transcript has 15 exons. Lineage: Eukaryota; Metazoa; Chordata; Aves; Sphenisciformes; Spheniscidae. The record is from RefSeq and is a predicted model, not a curated record. Bases 19 to 1734 code for a protein of 571 amino acids. Gene Ontology annotation, biological process: protein dephosphorylation; 7-methylguanosine mRNA capping.
UUUUUACCUUUGAAGACAAUGUUAGGACCAAGAUAUGAUGAACAGGUUGCUGAAGAAAAUCGUUUUCACCCGAGUAUGUUAUCCAACUACUUAAAGAGUCUGAAGGUUAAAAUGGGUUUACUGGUAGACUUGACCAACACCACUAGAUUCUAUGAUAGGAAUGAUAUAGAGAAAGAGGGGAUUAAAUAUAUAAAGCUCCAGUGUAAAGGGCAUGGUGAGUGCCCUACACCUGAGAAUACAGAAACAUUUAUCCGUGUAUGUGAACACUUCAGUGAUAAGAAUAGCUCAGAGCUUAUAGGUGUCCAUUGCACACAUGGUUUCAAUAGAACUGGAUUUCUGAUCUGUGCCUUUUUGGUCGAGAAGUUGGACUGGAGUAUUGAGGCUGCUGUGGCUACUUUUGCUCAGGCUAGACCACCAGGUAUUUAUAAAGGUGACUAUUUGAAGGAAUUAUUUCGUCGUUAUGGAGAUGAAGAUGAUGCACCGUCACCACCUGAGCUACCAGAAUGGUGCUUUGAUGAAGAUGAAGAGGAGGAUGAUGAUAAUGGUAAAACAGGAGGCCAAGAAUCAGAACCUGGAUCAUCAAGCUCUUCCUUUGGCAAGAGGAGAAAAGAACGCCUAAAACUGGGUGCAAUUUUCUUGGAAGGAAUAACAGUUAAAUGUGUGACCCAGGUGACAACACAACCAAAGUUAGGAGGAAUACAGCAAAAAUGUCAGCAGUUCUGUGGAUGGGAAGGGUCUGGAUUCCCUGGAGCACAGCCUGUUUCCAUGGACAAGCAAAAUAUUAAAUUUUUGGAGCAGAAGCCAUACAAAGUUAGCUGGAAAGCAGACGGCACUCGGUACAUGAUGCUGAUUGAUGGCAAGAAUGAAGUUUAUAUGAUCGAUAGAGACAAUUCGAUCUUUCAUGUAUCUAAUCUGGAAUUUCCAUUUCGUAAAGAUCUUCGCACACAUCUAACAAAUACUCUUCUGGAUGGGGAAAUGAUCAUCGACAAGGUUAAUGGACAGGUUGUCCCUCGGUACUUGAUAUAUGACAUUAUUAAGUUUAAUGGACAGCCUGUUGGAGACUGUGAUUUUAAUGUUCGACUUGCAUGUAUAGAGAAAGAGAUUAUAUUUCCACGACAUGAAAAGAUCAAGAAUGGUCUUAUCGACAAAGCACAGGAACCAUUCAGUGUUCGAAACAAACCAUUUUUCGACAUCUACACUUCAAGAAAGCUCCUGGAAGGAAGCUUUGCUAGAGAAGUUAGCCAUGAAGUGGAUGGACUGAUAUUUCAGCCUACAGGAAAAUACAAGCCUGGUCGAUGUGAUGAUAUUUUGAAAUGGAAGCCACCCAGCCUGAACUCUGUUGAUUUUCGUCUAAAGAUAACAAGAAUUGGUGGAGAGGGGCUACUCACCCAGAAUGUUGGUCUUCUUUAUGUUGGAAACUUUGACAGACCUUUUGCACAAAUUAAGGUGACAAAAGAACUGAAACAAUACGACAAUAAAAUUAUAGAGUGCAAGUUUGAGAACAACAGCUGGGUCUUCAUGAGACAGAGAAUAGACAAAAGCUUUCCAAAUGCCUACAGCACUGCCAUGGCUGUAUGCAACAGCAUCCAGAAUCCAGUUACGAAGGAGAUGCUGUUUGAGUUCAUUGACAGAUGUACAGCAGCUUCUCAAGGACAGACGCGGAAACACCACCUCGAUCCUGACACUGAACUCAUGCCGCCCCCACCGCCCAAAAGGCCGCGUACCAUAACAUAAGGCCUUGGUCUCAGCGGAUAGCGUGUUUACAGUUCUGCAGAAAGUGAAACGCAAGUGUGAAGGCUGGAAAAAAAGAAAUCUGAAUUGCUGUAAAUA